UAUUGGUGUUCGAGGGUGCGGUGUGCCGGCAGGGGAGUGCGGCGGCUGGUCUGGAUGGUUCGAGGUGGAUGACAUUUGACGGCACUGUUGGCGGGCGGCCGAGGUGAGCGUCUGGUGCCGAGGUGAUGGGGUCAUGCGGAAGAUGCCGCCACACCGCCCUGCUCUUCCCGCAAGCACCGCCGACCACUUCCUGAGGUGAGGUGUCAGAGAAGUCGCAACAUGGUCCACAUUGUUGCCUGACGGUGACUCAGGCGGCUGGCAGCUGCGGCACCGGUGGUUUGGUGGCGUGCAGAACGGGUGCGUGGCGCCCCCUGGCUACCCUCGCGCUCCCUGGUGCCGGCGUGGCCCACUCAGGACGUGGCACUCAUCUAGCUGAGGGCUGGUGGGCGGUGGUGUGCGCGCGUGAGGUUCCUCGGCUGUGGUGGCAGCACUCAGGGACACAGUGCGGACAGCAGCGGCUCUGAACCCGCGUCUCUCUUGCAGCUCCGCUUCUGUCCUCCGCCACCGCCAUGGAUAAUUACACUCCUACCAGAGUGAAUCGCUACUGGAAGCGUCCCAAGCCUCGGGUGUACGAAUGUAACGUGAGGGACGCCGAGCGUUUUUACCAGGACUCCUACAAGCAGUACCUCUCGGAGAAGGAGGAGGCAGCGCGGCGGGCCGGCCGGGCCCGGUCCAUGGAUGUCGCUAGGGGCGCCACCGAGUUCUACCCUCACCUGCUGGCCGGUUCCUUCAAGCGGGAGGCGCGGGACGAUGUGAUCCGUCAACUCAACCUUCCGCCCCUUCCCCCCGCCCUCGAGGAGGCCACCAGGAGCAAGUGGGAGCCAGACCACCGCGUGCCCGAGACAAGCUUCACGGCGAAGCAGGAGGGCCUGGCUGACUUUGACCCGCGGGACACAGCCAGCAUCGAGGAGCGCUACCAGAAACUCAGGAAGCUGCGGGAGGAGCUCAACCUUCCCGCUGAGGGUGCCGAGUCCUCUGCCUUGAACUCCCUGCGAAGCGGAUCGCUAGGUGUCGGCGCGGGAGGCGCGGCAGGAUAUGGCGCCGAGAAGGACUCCUACAUGUCUGAGCGAACCACGCGAACUGUGGCGGCCUCAGGUGGUCCUGAGGAAGCCUCCUCAUACAGCUUCAGGUCCGCCAAGAUGAACGGCAAUGCGGGAGGCGGUGCGGAAGGCUACAGGUACAAGACGGAGAGCAGCAGCACGAGCGAUUAUAAGCGUGGUGGUGACCAGGGCACGAGCGAGUACAAGUUUAGGUCUGAGCGAGGAGCGGCAGGUGACCAGAACUCUCUGGAGUACAAGCCGAGGUCUGAGCGGGCCGCGGCGGGUGAACAGAGCAGCACUUACGAGUACAGAUCCAGGCUGAACCGAGGAGGCGACGGUGACCAGAAAACUUAUGAAUACAAGACGAGGUCUGAGCGGGGCGGAGGUGACCAGAACACUUAUGAAUACAAGACUAGGUCUGAGAGGGGCGGAGGUGACCAGAACUCUUAUGAAUACAAAUACAAGUCUGAGCGUAGCGCAGACCAGAAUUCCUAUGAAUACAAGCCGCGGUCUGAGCGUGGCGCGGACUCCGGCAGCGACUACAAGUCUCGAUUCGAGCUGAAGUCGGAUGACUACAAGCCUAAGGCGGUGGACUUCGACCUGCCCAAGACUGACCGCAAGAAGGACGACUACUCCUUCUCGUCCUCGACUGACAAAAAGACAGACAGGUUCUCGAGUCUGUCCUCCAGCACCGCCUCCGCCUCGAAGGAGAAGUCCCUGGCCUCCUCCAGCAAGGUGGACGACAAGGAGCUGGACGACGACAACGUGUCUGACAUGAUGAAGAAGCUUCCGUCCUCGCAGGAAAUUCUCGAGAGAAUCAGCAAAAUGGAGCUUGACGAUUGACUGCAGAACAUGAUUGACACCAAACUUUGAUGAGGUGCAGCGGCAAGGGAACAUCGGCCAGGAUGGGUCACGCAGGACGCCCGCGCACGCACGGGCCUCCCCACAAAGGAACCUUGAGGCAAAACUGUCAAAUCAUAUCGGAACCCUCACAUACUUGGACUAUUUUCAUCGCUCUCCCCUUAGUAGCAAGUUCACGUCGCCUCCACGCGCCAGACACUCCGGAGACGCAAAAAAAGGCUCAUCUGACCCGCGAGUCUGGCAGCACCUGUGAUCACGUUCCCGAAUUAGCAGCAAGAUGAACAAAACAGACUGGCCAAGCUUACUCUUCAGCGGGAAAUGUUAACCUGUGAACGAGCAGGCGGCUCAGUCGACGCCUCUCAAAGUUUAGUGCCAAUUAUGAGGAGAAAGUCACUUCCUCUCAGUGUCUCCCCUCCUCGUACCCCCCUCCUUGUAGUGCCAAACCCCACCCCCUCUGUGCCCCCACUCUCUCCCCCAACGUCUCCCCCUACUCCCACCUUUCGUCUAUUCCAAAACAGUGAUAACUUCUGCUGACAUUUAUUUGUGAAGACACUUUUUUUACACGCAGUAACUCUUUUUGUAAUAAGUGACGGACGCUUGUAAGUGUUUACUACGAAGAGGAAAUGUUAACUGUUUAAGUGAGUGGUGUUUAUGGGAACUUUUAAGUAAGGAAUCUCAACCAUGCUGGCGGUGGGCGAGGAGAAUGAGACCCCCUCCCAAACCCCUCCCCUUUUACCCUCCCCAAGGCGGGCAACGCGAGGACAACAGAGUCCCUGCAAAGACCUGAAGGAAACUGAAACAUGAAUGUGUGUGUGUGUGUGUGUGUGUGUGUCUGUGUGCGUGCGUGCGUGUGUGUGUUGCAGCCAUGGCAUCUCCCAACGUGUGCAUUGUGGGUAUGCACUUCGAGCGCCCCGGAGCCCCCAGGGUGUACUCAAGAAACGCCACCGUUUGGUCUGAGUACGAGCUGGCGAGGAAGGAGAAGUACUUUUCCCCGUCCAGCCCGGCCUACAAUCCCCCGAUGGACGAAGUGGAGGUGCCCUACAUCCCAGAGAAGCCCCUCACCCAGCGCCUCUUGGGACUCUCCGCGUUGCACAUCUCAAAAGUCCGACGAAUCAUUUAAGUUCCUUCAACCCCGCCCCGUCGCCCCUUCCCUCGCCUCCUGCCGGUGACGUGC
This is a messenger RNA of Scylla paramamosain (green mud crab), 3075 nucleotides long. RefSeq lists its product as uncharacterized. The transcript has a single exon. Lineage: Eukaryota; Metazoa; Arthropoda; Malacostraca; Decapoda; Portunidae. The record is from RefSeq and is a predicted model, not a curated record. Bases 510 to 1883 code for a protein of 457 amino acids.